AUGGCACUGACUGAGUUGAUAGAAUUAAAGGUUCAGCUGCAAGAGUUAAUCGACAAGGGAUACAUUCGACCUAAUGUAUUGCCCUGGGGAGCUCUUGUAUUGUUUGUGAGGAAGAAAGACGGUACAUUUAGAUUGUGUAUCGACUAUAGGCAACUGAAUAAGGUAACGAUUAAAAAUAAAUACCGGUUACCAUGCAUUGAUGAUUUGUUUGAUCAGCUAAGAGGAGCCACGGUGUUUUCAAAGAUAGACUUGAGAUCGGGUUACCAUCAACUGAAAGUGAGAGAAGCCAAUAUUCCUAAAACCGCAUUUAAAACGAAAUAUGGACAUUAUGAAUUCCUGGGAAGAUCAUAUUACCCAUCUGAGGAUAGUAUUACAGACGUUGCAGGAUAUGCAGCUGAGCUGAAACGGAGACUAGUAUCAGCACUAGUGCUUACCUUGCCUAUUUCAGAGCGCUGUAGGAUAUUUACAGAUCACAAAAGCUUAAAGUAUAUCUUUGAUCAAAAGGAAUUGAAUCUAAGACAACAAAGAUGGAUUGAAUUGAUUAAAGAUUACGACUGUUCCAUCGAGUACUACCCUGGUAAGUCUAACGUUGUGGUAGAUGCACUAAGUAGGAAAUCCUCGGGACCCAAGGCUAUUAUUGGUUCAAUAAGAGGAAUGCUAUUACAGGAGUUCAGAAAUUCCAGAAUCGCCUUAUCAGUGGAAGCGUUAUGA
Molecule: messenger RNA, 711 nt
Organism: Benincasa hispida (wax gourd)
Lineage: Eukaryota; Viridiplantae; Streptophyta; Magnoliopsida; Cucurbitales; Cucurbitaceae
Source: RefSeq, a predicted model, not a curated record